GUAUUAAAACAACAAAUGGAUCACAACAAUCCAGUCCAGAUAAACCCACCAUACCAGUUGGGCUUAGUGGACUCUUUGCUCAAGGAAUGCCUAAGCUACGUCCUACAGGAGUAAGGCCUCAAACUACCAAUGGAUUUAUCAACAGAGGUCCAUUGAUUCCUCCAAAAACUAUUAUCAACAGUCCUCCAACAACACAGCCACCUGAAAUUAGCCAGAGUCACUCAUCACCACCUAGCCCAAAAUCAUCAUCUUGGAGGAAUGUUGACAAUAACUGCCCGAAAGUUUUGGAGCAAAAUAAAAAGGUUUUACAAAACAAUGGUUUCUCCUCUUCUAGAGGACCACCUCCAGCACCUCCCUCACCCAGUCAGAAACCCGUACCGAGAACCCUUGACCAAAGACACAGUCGAACAGGACCACCAGUUCCUAACAAACCUCCUGGUCUUAUGAGAUCUGCUUCCAUGACUAGCCUUGGACCUAAAGGAAGUCGAAAACCUCCACCCUUGGUCAAACCUCCUCCUCCACCUAAGUCUUCUUCAUUAAUUCAGAAUUAUAAACCUCCACAUAAACCAGGAAAUGUACCUCGUCGUCAAAGCUUUGAUGCUUCAGACGUACAGACAGCAUCUUCUCCUUCAGUGCAAUAUACUUCAUCAACUCUUAAGCCUCCACAGACAUUGCCAACUAAGUUAAGCCAGAGGACACCCAACACUGUGGAGGAAAUCAGUUACCAUAUAACUCUGAAACCUAAGGCAAACUUAUCUCUGUCGCCUUCACAACCUGUACUUCCAGUGAGAAACGUUUCAUUGCUUCAGACCAACAAUGUGUGGCCUUCAUCAUCACCACCACCUCCACCAGUUAGGUGCCAUCCACCACCUCCCCAUUGUGUCACUACAUUGUCUCAACUGAAAGUACCACUUUCUCCUCACCCUUCAGAAACCUUGUUACCCCCUCCUCCUCCUGCUAGACACUCUUCGGUAACAGUUUCACAACCAACUGUGGUCAGUUUUGAGGCAAAGUUUAUUGACAAGUUUCACUGUCAGAAGGAGCUGCCUCCUCCCUGUAGUUUUAAAAACAUUACCAAAUCCUAUCCGAGCAAGU
Limulus polyphemus (Atlantic horseshoe crab) is the source of this 1095-nucleotide messenger RNA. RefSeq names its product formin-like protein 14. The record is from RefSeq and is a predicted model, not a curated record. NCBI's taxonomy places the organism in Eukaryota, Metazoa, Arthropoda, Merostomata, Xiphosura, Limulidae. The annotation marks the transcript as partial. The transcript has 3 exons.